Trichophyton verrucosum HKI 0517 is the source of this 411-nucleotide messenger RNA. RefSeq lists its product as uncharacterized. NCBI's taxonomy places the organism in Eukaryota, Fungi, Ascomycota, Eurotiomycetes, Onygenales, Arthrodermataceae. The record is from RefSeq and is a predicted model, not a curated record. Bases 1 to 411 code for a protein of 136 amino acids. The transcript has a single exon.
AUGUGUGCAAACAACGGCCGUUUUUCUGUUUUUUUCUGCUUUGUCGUUGGAAGAAAGUUGAGGCAAGAAAUCCAGCAGUCACGUGGUGCUCUUGCUUCCGAGGAUUCCAAAGGAUUCCCAAAGGGGCAUCUUUGGACGUCACUUGUGCCGUUUGUACCUUUUUUGUAUGAGCAAGUGAAUAUGCAGCGAGAUGCACAGCGACACAGAGGACGAGAUGCACAGCCAAGCGGGAUCCAGGGCAGCGGCUAUAUUCUCCCUACACUGACCACUGAGAGAGACAGGCGAACGGCCGAGUUGCACGCAGAAGAGCGCUCUGAAACGCGGGGGAUAUACGCCUGGGAUACUUCUGCUGGCGGUACCCCGUAUUUGCUGGAGGCCGAAAGAGGUAUCCGAGUACGCCACCAGGGUUGA